AAAACUGCCCUACUGGUUUUUUGCUUCUGUGAAAAUUGUUAGAAUGAAGUUUGGAUCUCGAUUUCAACCUAAAGCAUGCAAUUUUAAGUAUAAAUCGCUUUGCCAUUCUUCUUUUAAAAACUUUGCCGUUUCGGCAUUGUAUUUUUUUUUUUUACUUGUUUCGAUAUUUUCAAUAAUAAUGAGCACAUUAUUAUGGGAUUUCUGGUAAGGUUGUGCAGAGAAGUGUUUUUUCUUUUCUUCUUUAUACCCAUGCGUCUGUUGCAAGAGAUACAGAAUUGAAGACCCCUCAAUUUCAAUGGAGGAUUCUCCUGUCUUCAAUUAUAUCAGUAGCCUUUCUCCUAUCAAGCCAGUGAAGUCUCUUCACAUUACUCAGACCUUUAGCUCUCUUAGUUUUGGAUCUCCUCCAUCAGUUUUCACUUCACCCCAUGUCAGUUCUAACAAGGAGUCAAGAUUUCUCAGGAGGUACAAUACUUAUGAUCAAGCAAAGCCUGAGGUUUCUUCAGAAAAUGGAGUUGAUGUUCCUGCAAGUGAUGAUGCUGUCAUUGAAACGGUCCAAGUAUACAACAACUCGGUUGAGCUUCGUGAAAAUCGUAAAUCAGAUGUUAAUGUUGAAGAAGCUUCUGCUGGGCCACAAAAUGAAGGUUCAGCUUUUGUGAUUGAGCUACCACGUGUUUUGAAGUAUGAUUGUGGUAGCCCUGAUUGUGUCUCAACGCCUCAUGAUGUUGUGGCGGAUUUUGAAUCCAAUUCGAGUGAUCCAUCGGCUAAUCUUGUUCCUCAUGUGCAAGUGGCACCUGAAAUUGGUCCAUCUGAUAAUGAAGCCCAAAUCCAAGAAGUGUGUCUGAGUGAGUCGAAAAAACAAGGGGCCAUAGGUGACUGGGAAUGUCUAAUGUCUGAUGCUAUCUUGAUUUUUGAUUCACCCAACACUUCAGAGACUUUUAAGGGGCUGAUUCAUGAUUCACUGGAGCCUGUUGGCAGGUGUAGUAAUUUUCUUGGGACAGAAUUCCAACAAAAUGAGAUUAAUAAUGAGCAUGAAAUGCAAAUUGUAGAUCCAGGUUGUUCUGAACAACAUAAUGGAGAAGAACCCCUUUCUCAAACUGGAGAUGUCAGUCAUUUGGAGGAUAUGGAACAAACACAUGAUAGGUUUAAUUCAAAUAGUGGCAUGGCUACCAAUCCAAGUAAGCGAAAGGAUAAGGAAGCUAAAACCCGCAUGGCAUUUACUUGCAAGGUAAAAGCAACAGAUUUCCAUUCCCUUUGCUGCAUCUUUUCUACUAUUGUAGAGGAACGGUCGUAGGUUGUUGGGGACACUUUAUUCUCAUCUUUGUGAUUACUUGGUGUCAAUCUUCUGCAUACAAUUUAUAUGUCAUGAUCUCCAAAUGGUACAACUGUAAAAUUAAAUAUGGUUUAAGCAACUGCUUCUUUUUGUAAUUCUAAAAUGAUAUACUUGUUCACUUGUUAACAUCAGCCACUUUCUCUUAAAAAAACAAAAUGAAAAAAAAUCAUGUUCAAUUUUUUUAUGCUGAA
Molecule: messenger RNA, 1521 nt
Organism: Cannabis sativa
Lineage: Eukaryota; Viridiplantae; Streptophyta; Magnoliopsida; Rosales; Cannabaceae
Product: CRC domain-containing protein TSO1-like
Exons: 3
Coding region: 296-1291 (331 amino acids)
Molecular function (GO): DNA-binding transcription factor activity
Source: RefSeq, a predicted model, not a curated record